Ochotona princeps (American pika) is the source of this 7229-nucleotide messenger RNA. RefSeq names its product NYN domain and retroviral integrase containing (gene NYNRIN). The transcript is spliced from 8 exons. NCBI's taxonomy places the organism in Eukaryota, Metazoa, Chordata, Mammalia, Lagomorpha, Ochotonidae. The record is from RefSeq and is a predicted model, not a curated record. Gene Ontology annotation, molecular function: RNA-DNA hybrid ribonuclease activity; mRNA binding. The coding region runs from base 900 to 6713 and encodes 1937 amino acids. Gene Ontology annotation, cellular component: cytoplasmic ribonucleoprotein granule; nucleus. Gene Ontology annotation, biological process: DNA integration.
CGAGCAGGGCUGGAAGCGCUGGCGGCUCUCCCCACCGCUCUCCAGCCCCAAGGGGGCUUCGGGAGGGUACGGGCUGCCCGCCAGCCCCAGGCCGUCGGGCCCCCGACUUGGGUGGGGGCUGGGGCGCCAGUGCAGUGACCCUUUCCUUCCGGCCUGGUCACCAGCCCGGGGCUUCCUGGAGGCCUGGGCCUCCCCUGGCUCCCAUCCCAACCUUAACUCUUUCCUCCGAGGCUGGAAGGGGCCAAGACUCAGUUCUCUGGGGGACGUCUGAGAGGCAGAGAAGCUGGUGGAGAGGUGGAGGCCGCGUCCCAAAUCCCAUCCCCAUCCCUCCCCCCAAAAAUCCAACCUCCAAAAUAGCUCUUCCCUCCCUCCUCUUCCCCUUCUACUAGUGGAAAGCGAACGUGGAAGGAAAUUCACUUUGACCUCUGGAUUCUGGGCCGGGGCCCCAAGCUGGUGGAAAAGCAGUUCCCAGUACCCUCCGCCCCCUCCUCCGCGCCGGGUCUCCCCCACACUGCCCCGUCUCCUCCCUCCGCCCCACCCCGCCCCUCUGAGCUCCCCAGCGGACUGGGAACGGGUCUGCCCUGGAGGGGCUGGCGGAGCGGUGGAGGGGGACGACUGGGGGCGGAGGGAAGGGCGGCGGGAGCCCGGCCGCUCCCACCCCAAGCUGCAGCCCCCGGCAGGAAGGGCUGGUCGCGGCGGCCGCAGCAGACGGGCCCCGAGCUGACGCGGGCGGGCUCCUGGGUCGCAGCCGCGGGGAGGAGGCCGCGGCCGGGCAGGGGGGCGCGCCGCGGGGACGAGGGGGCGUGGCUUAGGGAGCUGGGGGGCCCCCGCGCGAGAACCCCGGGAGGCACUGUGGUAUCCCCGCGUCUCCCCUGCUUCCAGGGCCGGGCGGGGCAGCCAUGCUGCUGUCGGGGGGCGACCCCCCAGCGCAGGAAUGGUUCAUGGUGCAGACGAAAUCGAAGCCUCGGGUGCAGCGGCAGCGCCUGCAAGUGCAGAGAAUCUUCAGGGUCAAGCUCAAUGCCUAUCAGAGCCGCCCGGACACCCCCUACUUCUGGCUGCAGCUCGAGGGGCCCCGGGAAAACACCGGCAAAGCCAAGGAGUACCUGAAGGGCUUGUGCAGCCCCGAGCUGUGGAAGGAGGUCCGCUACCCACCGGUCCUGCACUGCGCCUUCCUCGGGGCCCGGGGCCUCUUUCUGGACUGCCUCUGCUGGAGCACCCUGGCCUACCUGGUGCCUGGUCCCCCAGGUUCACUGAUGGUGGGCGGGCUGACUGAGUCCUUCGUCCUGACCCAAAACUGGCUGGAGGAGCUGGUGGCGCGGCUACGCUGGGGCCCAGCCUCUCUGCGCACUCCUCCAGAUGUCUGGGAGGCCGAGGUGACCCAGGCCUUCGGGGCCCUGGUCUGGAUCCGCAGGGACCAGCAUGCAGGGGACUUGCUGCAGCUACCUCCCGCGGUGCAGGAGCUACUGCUGAGCCUGGUGCGUGAUGCUGCGGGCAAGGAGGACAUCAUUGAGUGGCUCAGCCACUGUGGCUUCUCCAACCCCCACAGCGACCCGGAAGUCUUGAUCUGCCCUCUCCAGCAGCAGAAGGAAACCCCAGCCCUGGUGCCCGUCGGAGACAGUCCUGGGCCCUUCCUGGAGGUGGGGACCCUUCAGAACGACAAUGCCAAGAGAUUACCCAGUCUAGGAGUCUCAGGCCAGGGCACCCAGCAGGACAAGGCAAACCAGCUGGUACGGUUUACUUCCAGCAGUCAAGGAGGUACAGACAGCGCUGGAGAGGAAGAGCCAGCACAAGCCUGCAGUAGCCAGGACUCUGGCAACAGCGCAUGUACCCUGCUACAGCCCAGGCAGACCUCACGGCUGGAAGACAAGCUCCCCCUGCAGCCUCUUGUAUCAACCCUGAGUGUGUGCCCACCCUGGAAGGCCUGGACCCCCGGGCCUGCCUUGUGGCCAGGGGCUGUGGCUACAACCUUCUGGAAGCUCCAUGAGCUUCCUUCUGUCCACCUGGCCUACCUCCUGUCCCAGGCAUGUUUCACCAUCCCCUUCUGGCAGAGACCGCUGGGCCCCAUUCAGCUGAAGCUGCCAGGGCAGGCCCCUUUGCCCCUGAAUCUGGAGUGGAAGCAGAAGGCGCUGGCCCCUCUACCCAGCGCUGAGAGCCCAGUGUGUAAACCGGAAGGGGAGCUGGGGGCAAAAGCAGCCCCGCAGAACUGCCCAAGGUCUGAGAGCCCCCAGGAGGUCAUGAGUCUGGUGGUGAUGCCAGAGACCUCAAAUAUGAAGGAUGAAGUCGCCCCAGGACUUCUACAGUUAGAGCCACCUUUGACCCCUGCACCCUGUCUUCAAGUUGAAGAUCAGCUCGAGAAUAUAGGAAACACAUGCUUAGAAUGUAAGGGCCCAGAUGAGGGACCCUCCCCAGCGCUGCCCACAGGACAAGAGGAGCCCCCUGCCCAGGGUGGGCUGCCAGCUCAGUCAGAACCUGAAGCUUCAACAGUGCCUGAAACUCGCCAAGUGCCCCUGGCUGCAGCAGUGCCCAAAGCAGAAAGCCCACACACCUCUCCGGGGCUGCCUGCAACUCCCCAAGUGCCUGUGGUCCAGGCAGUGCUGCCAGCAGUGCCCACAGAGCCCACAGCGCCCACAGAGCCCACAGCCCCCAAAGUGUCUUUGGCUGCAGCAGAGCCGGCCACUCAAGCCGUGUCCACAGCUCCAAUCACAGCCAGGCAGCCAGCAGCGGCUGCCCAAGGGGUGCCUGCAACUCCCAAAACUCCUGCGGCUCAGAAGACACCUGUGGCAAAGACAGCACCCGCAGGCUCCAAGACAGCCAAAGCUCAAGCAGGCAAAACAGGGCCUGCGGCUCCCAAAGCACCCGCCACCUCCAAAGCACCCGCCACCUCCAAAGCCUCCGCCACAUCCAAAGCCCCCAAAGCAGCCAAAACACCUGCCUCUCAGAAAUUGCCCAGGGAUGCAGGUUCUGCCUUGGAUGUGGGCAAGAUUGUGGGUGAGGGCCAGCCUUCAUCCAGGGGCAAUACCUCCUCACUCAAGGGCCAAGGGGAGGCUGGAAGGCAAGGUUGCCAGCCUUGUAGCACCUCAAGCCCUGGCAGGAAGCACCAGUCUCAGACGGAGGGAAUCCUGGGGGCUUCGGAGGGGGCUGCAAAGCAGCCGACUCGCCACCCACAGGCCAACAAUACCGUGACCAGCUUCCAGCGCUACCACGAGGCCCUGAAUACACCCUUUGAGCUGAAACUGUCGAAGGAACCCGGGGACCAGGGCUUGCGGCGAGUGGUCAUUGAUGGCAGCAGUGUGGCCAUGGUGCACGGCCUCCAGCACUACUUCUCCUGCCGGGGCAUUGCCAUGGCAGUGCAAUAUUUCUGGAACCGGGGACACCGAGAGGUCACUGUGUUUAUACCCACCUGGCAGCUGAAGAAGAAUCGGAGAGUGCAAGAGAGCCACUUUCUGACACAGUUGCACUUGCUCAAGAUGCUUUCCAUCACCCCGUCCCAGCUGGAGAACGGCAAGAAGAUUACCACCUAUGACUACAGGUUCAUGGUGAAGUUGGCAGAGGAGACAGAUGGCAUCAUCGUGACCAAUGAACAGAUCCACGUCCUGUUGAAUAGCUCCAAGAAAGUGAUGGUCAAAGACCGCCUGUUGCCUUUCACCUUUGCUGGGAAUCUCUUCAUGGUGCCCGACGACCCCCUGGGCCGUGAUGGCCCCACCUUGGAUGAAUUCCUCCGGAAGCCCAACAGGUUGGAUACGGCGAUUGGUAACUUCCUGAAGGUGUGGAAGGCCCUUCCUCCCAGCUCAGCCAGCGUCUCUGAGUGGGGCGGUGACCCUGAGCGCCUGGAGAGUGCACAGAAUGUGGGAGACAUCAGGGGGAAGGAGAAGAGGCAGAAAGAGAAGCAGAAGGAAAGGGAAGAGAAGGAGAAAAAGGAGAAGGAAAAACAGAAGGAGAAGGAGAAACAGGAGAAGGAGGAGGAGAAGCAGAAAGAGGAGGCGAAGGGGAAGGAAGAAGAAAGAGAAGAGAAGAAGGAGGAGGAGCAGAGGGAGGCUGAGGGCCUGCAGUGCCUGACUGCGGAGGACGACUCUGGCUCUUCGCUGGCCUCGGUGUUCCAGGUUGAGAGUCCCUCCCUCUCGGAGGAAAUCCUCCGAUGCCUCAGCCUCCACGACCCCCCAGACGGGGCCCUUGACAUUGACCUGCUGCCGGGGGUGGCUUCUCCCUGUCUGGGCAUCCCCUGGGAUGGGAAGGCUCCCUGCCAGCAGGUGCUGGCCCAGCUGGCCCAGCUGACAGUCCCCAGCAACUUCACUGCACUCUCCUUCUUCGUGGGGUUCAUGGACUCAUACCGUGACACCAUCCUUGACUAUGAGGACCUGAUGGGCCCCCUGCACGGCCUGCUCAAACAGAAACCCGACUGGCGGUGGGAGCGGGAGCAUGAGCAGGCUUUCCUGGCUCUGAAGCGAGCCCUGGUGUCUGCCCUGUGCCUCACGGCCCCCAACCCACAGCUGCCCUUCCACCUGCAUGUGUCCGUGAGCCAGGUGGCCCUCACAGCCAUCCUCCACCAGGAGCACUCGGGGAGGAAGCACCCCGUGGCCUACACCUCGAAGCCCUUGCUCCCAGACGAGGAUAGCGAGGGCCCCCAGUCGGGGGGAGACAGCCCCUAUGCCGUGGCUUGGGCCCUCAAGCAUUUUUCCCGCUGGAUCGGUGACACCCCAGUGGUCCUGGGCCUGUCCUAUGCCUCCCGCCCCACAGCAGACCCAGAGGCCUGGGAUGGCCGCAGGGUGUCCACAGCCUGGCUGAUUCGCUGGUCCCUCUUGGUACAAGAUAAAGGCAAGAGGGCCCUGGAGCUGAGCCUGCUCCAGGGCCUGCGGCGUGAGAACCGCCUGCUGACACCUGAGGCUGACAUGCCACGCUUCUUCCAGGCCCUGCCUCCUUCCGCUGACCUGUCCACUUUUAUCUGCAUCCAUGUGUCUGGCUAUUGCUUCUACCGUGAUGACGAUGAGUGUACUGGCUUCGGUCUCUACGUCCUGUCCCCCACCAGUGCCCCCAUCUCCCUCGCCUUUUCCUGUUCCUCGUACACACUGACCUACGCCCACCUGGCAGCUGUGGCCUGUGCCCUGGAGCGCUUUGGCAACUCUAGUUUUCCAGUGGUCUUCCUCACCCACUGCCACUGGAUCUUUAGCCUCCUCUGGGAGCUGCUGCCCCUCUGGAGGGCUCGGGGCUUCCUGUCGUCUGACGGGGCGCCACUACCUCAUCCAAGCCUGCUCUCCUAUGUCAUAACCCUCAUCUCGGGCCUGCCAUCCCUCCCAUUUAUCUACCGAACCUCCUACCGGGGUUCCCUGUUUGCCGUGACAGUGGACAACCUGGCUAAGCAGGGUGCUGAGGGCGAUGGGGAGAGCUGGCACUUGCCAGAGGAUGUGCCAGUCCCUGUGGUGACCCCGCAUGCCGCGUGCUCAAAGCCCAACCUGCUGGCUUUGCAGCUGAGUGACAGCACCCUGGCUGACGUCAUUGCCAAGCUGCAGGCUGGGCAGAAGUUGCCUAGCUCCUCGCCCUUCAGCUCAACCUUCAAUUCACUCAGCCUCGACGAGGAGACAGGCCUGCUGGUGUUCAAGGUCGAAAAGCGGCCCAGGGUCUGGGUGGUGCCGCGGCAGCUGCGCAGGGAUCUGAUAUUUGCUGUGCAUGACAUCCCCAUGGCGGGCCACCAGAGGCCUGAGGAGACCUACAAGAAGCUGCGGCUGCUGGGCUGGUGGCCCGGUAUGCAGGAGCACGUGCGUGAGUACUGCCGGAGCUGCUUGUUUUGUAUCCCCCGGCACCUGGCGGGCGGGGAGCUGAAGGUGAUCGAGUCGUUGUGGCCUCUCAGGUCCACCGCCCCCUGGUCCACCCUGCAGAUUGAGGUGGUGGGCCCCAUCACCACGAGUGAGGAGGGCCACAAGCACGUGCUCAUUGUGGCCGACCCCAAUACCCGCUGGGUGGAGGCAUUCCCGCUGAAGCCCUACACCCAUAUGGCUGUGGCCCACCUGCUGCUACAGCAUGUGUUUGCCAGAUGGGGCAUCCCCAUGCGGCUGGAGGCGGCUCAGGGUCCCCAUUUUGCUCGGCAUGUGCUGGUGAGCUGCGGGCUGGCUCUGGGAGCCCAGGUCACGACCCUGAGCAGGGACCUGCAAUUCCCCUGCCUGGCGAGCUCAGAGGUAUACUGGGAAUUCAAGAGGGCCCUCAAGGAGUUCAUCUUCCUGCAUGGCCACAAGUGGGCGGCCUCCCUGCCCUUAUUGCACCUGGCCUUCAGGGCCUCUUGCAGCCAUGCCUCACCCUUCCAGGUGCUGACUGGAGGGGAGAUGAGGCUGACUGAGCCUUUGUGGUGGGAGAUGAGCAGUGCCAACCUGGAAGGGCUUAAGAUGGACACGUUCAUGCUGCAGUUGGUGGAGCUGCUGCUGGAGCUGCACUGGAAGGGUGCCGACAAGGGCAGCUCCAAGGCCGAGAACAAGCGUUUCCAGCGGGAGAGCCAGGAGAAGGAGUGGCACGUGGGGGACCAGGUCCUCCUGCUGUCCCUCCCCAGGAACGGCAACAGUGCCAAGUGGGUGGGCCCCUUCUAUAUCGGAGACCGGCUGAGCCUGUCUCUGUAUAGGGUGUGGGGUUUUCCCACCCCGGAGAAGCUGGGCUGUGUCUAUCCGAGCAGCCUGAUGAAGUCUGUUGCCAAGAAUGGCACACCCUUGCCUUUCAAGGUGCUGGAACCGUGAGCUGCAGCUGUGGAGAGAGGCCUUCCCACCCAGGGCUCCUGGGUUUCUGCUGCUAGGCCACCCCCCCACUGUCCUCCAGCAGGGCUUGCAGCCCCUCAAUGGUGCCUUUUCUAGAGAAGCUGUUCUGUAAAGCUUUGUUUAAUUGCCUUGAAGUAGCGAUCAAGGUCCCUACGGAAGCCUGCCCCAGUUUGGGAGAGUUUGUAUGAGGCUCUCUGGUGGGGGCUUCAGGCAGUUUCACAAUGGGGAGUGGCAAGUCCUCUUAGCAAGGUAGGUCAGGCUCUGCAUCUUUUCCUUUUCACAUAUGUGCAGGUGUGUGGCUGCACACAUUUGUGCACACACCUAUGCCCCUGCCUCCUCACUUCCCCCACCCCCACUCCAGGCUUAAGCCUGGCUGGCCAAACCAUGACACAGUGUGGCUCUGGCAGGGAGAACCAGAACCACCAACCCACUUUCACUGAGAAACCUCUAGUUUGGGUUCCUGCCCCUGGCCUAGGCAUUUGGAGAGGCUCUGGCCUC